GUGAACAUAAACAAAACAUAAAAAUAAUACAAAACCGCAGUCUUCGAUCUGAAUCAUAUAGGGAGAGGGACCAGUGCAACCCAAAAAUAAGAGUGAGAGCUUCCAAAAACCUUCAGUGCUAACGAUGAGGUUUUCUUCAUCAAGACCCGUUUCAAGUCCGGGUCGAACCGAGAACCCACCUCUACUCAUGCGGUUCUUGCGGACCAAAAGCAGAAGCAGAAGCAGAAGCCGUUCUCGUUCAAGAAGACCUAUCUUUUUCCGGCGUAAGAACGCAUCGGCGACGACGGAGACACAAGAACCAACUUCACCUAAAGUCACUUGCAUGGGUCAAGUACGGAUAAACCGGUCAAAGAAACCCAAACCCGGAACUAAUCCGACCAUCGGAGGUGCAACGGGUCAAAACCGCCGCCGGGGACGUCGGUGCGGGUGGGUCAAAAACGCAUUUUCAUGUCAUCCUAUCAAACCUACUUGUUUUAGCCCUGUGUGGCGCAAAUGGAAAUCGUUCUCUAAUGUAAGUUUCUCGAGAAAGUCAGAGAAGAGAUCAAGUUCGUCUCGAAGUGAGCCUAUCUUUGGCCGCUCCACAGUGGAGCCAGAAGAAACAGAGGAGACUCAAAAAGAAGAAGAAGAAGAAGAAGCAAGUUCAUGUAAAUCUUUCACAGCUACACCACCAAGAAACGCAUUUUUACUAACUCGAUGCAGAUCUGCACCGCAUAGAUCUCCUUCAUUAGCGAACAACAACUUCUUCGAAGAUCAAGAAGAACAGAGCAGUGAAACAAAGAAAGAUCCUUUCCGACGACAUGCCUCGCCAGAAAACGUAUUGGUUUCAUCAGGAGAACCAACGUCAGAUGAGAGAUUAGAUGAUUCAAGAAGAGAAUCAGCAGCGAGUGAAGAAGCACCAAAACGAACACAAUGUGUGAUCCUCACGCGCUGUAACUCGGAACCAGCGAGAAUCGGAGAUAAACUCGUUCCCAAGAACCCAAGGUUGGGAUUUACGUGAUGGUUUAUUUUCUAUAUAUUUCUUUGUAUUUUUCGACAAAUUUUUUAUAAACCACUACUAUUAUACUA
This is a messenger RNA of Capsella rubella, 1065 nucleotides long. RefSeq lists its product as uncharacterized. The coding region runs from base 125 to 997 and encodes 290 amino acids. The record is from RefSeq and is a predicted model, not a curated record. The transcript has a single exon. Lineage: Eukaryota; Viridiplantae; Streptophyta; Magnoliopsida; Brassicales; Brassicaceae.